Molecule: messenger RNA, 5686 nt
Organism: Megalobrama amblycephala (Wuchang bream)
Lineage: Eukaryota; Metazoa; Chordata; Actinopteri; Cypriniformes; Xenocyprididae
Gene: flrt1a
Product: fibronectin leucine rich transmembrane protein 1a
Exons: 3
Coding region: 1261-3348 (695 amino acids)
Molecular function (GO): protein binding
Source: RefSeq, a predicted model, not a curated record
ACGCUGCGAACCGAGCGUUGAAUUAUGCAUUCGGACUAACAAGGGAAAGUGAUGCUCAGAGAGGAGGACAGAGGACUCGGAGAAGAUGCAUUAAAAGGGCGAUGAAGUUAUGUGAAGCGGUUUCUCGUCGCAGCGUUAUACGCACAUAUGAUUAAUUUAAUAUAGUGUUUUAUUGCUACGCAGUACUACACGGGGUGGAUUUUAUUGCAAAAGAAAACGAUAGCAGAUAUCGGAUGGUCGGAGAAAGGAAGAGAGAGUGAGUGAGUGAGGCAGGGGGUAUAUGAUUUUAAUGAUGACUUACAGGCUACAGCGGACCGUCACUUAAUUUUGAAUUACAGCUUGAAUAGCGUGGAACUUCGCAAUUCUGAGGAAAUAACAAAAACGCGUUUUAUUCCGUAAAGGAGAGGUGGAUGGAGAAACAGGCAAAAGAAAAGGCUCUCUGAUGAAAAGAACAACCUCCCUUUGGACUAAACAAAAAAUGAUGAAUGUGCUUUUUCCUUGACUGGUCCGGCACAACAGAAGGGGCUCCACUUCAAUUAGCGAGGACAUCUGAGGACGCUUCUUUCCAAAAGCCAGAACUGAACAAUGACAGUGAACAAUGGCACAUAAUUACAAAUAACUCCUUUUUGUGGCUUUCCAUUCUGAGUGAGGAAGAGAAGUCAGAUUCUGAGAGCUUGCGUGCCGUGAAAGAGGAUUUGAAAUACUGGCUUGCAACUGAACUGGUUAGUUGGAAUUCAUGAGGGACCUUGAGAGAGAUAUCUUAUAGUUUUUCCAUUCUGAGGGCCAUUUUAUCGACAAAAAGUGAGCAUACUGUUGCUGAUUUAAAUGAUUCAAUCACUUGCUGUCACAGAAUAUUUUUACUGAUUGGAUAAUUCUUGCGAAUCUCAACUUUCCUGGACAUUCUGCACGGACCGCCACUCCUCUGGAUUAAACCCGCUCAGGAUGUACACCGUUGCAUCUCACUGAUUCUCAAACAUCAACCCAAUGAGAAGAAGCAUACUCACAGUCUGGCAAACAACAGACACUCAAACAGCAGGAAAGAAAUCCAGUGAGUCGAUGUGGAGUCCAUUAGCUUUCACUGCCAGAUCUCCCUCAGAGCUGAAACAGCACCUACUCAGCUUUGGUGUCAGAAGGUGAAAGAAGACACACCACAAGUCCAAAGUCCAAAUGGACUUCUGAAUCAUCUUCUCUAAAGAACCAUUAUAUUGGUUGAAUUGUGCUAUAAAAGGCAAGCGGAGGUGAGGAGAGCUUGCUGGUUGCAUGAUGGCUCCUGAAGGUAUAGGGGAGCUUCGAGACUUGCUCUUCUUUCUGCUGCUGUGCUUCACACUGUUGGCUGAGCUAUUGGAGAUGACUGCAGCUUCUUCACAGGGAUUGGAUGGUGAAGGUGACAUAGUGUGCCCUUCUGUGUGUCGCUGUGAUGAGGACUUUAUUUACUGCAACGACCGUGGAUUGAGCGCAAUCCCACCUCUACCACCAUCUGCAACUGUCCUUUAUCUUCAGAACAAUCACAUUGACAAUGCAGGGCUUCCUAGGUCCUUGGAGCAUCACACUACUGUGCGUGUUAUAUAUCUCUAUGAUAACGAGCUUGAUGAUUUUCCCAUGCAUUUGCCACCUUCAUUAAGAGAGCUCCACCUGCAGGACAACAACAUUAGAGUGUUGCCAAGGACUGCACUUGCUAGACUUCCGCUCCUUGAAAAGUUGCAUCUCGACGACAACUCUGUUUCUACAGUGAGUAUUGAGGACCAAGCCUUUGCGGACAACCCUCGGUUACGUCUACUCUUCCUUUCCAGAAACCACCUUUCCAGCAUUCCAUCUGGUCUUCCUGCCUCACUUGAAGAACUCCGUUUAGAUGACAACCGAAUCUCCACAAUUCCCACUCAUGCCUUCCGAGGUUUGUCCUCUUUACGCCGCCUGGUCUUGGAUGGUAAUCUUUUAGCUAAUCAACGCAUAGCUGACGAUACCUUCUCACGCCUGUCAAACUUAACAGAACUCUCCCUGGUCCGUAAUUCACUUCAAACACCCCCCCUUAACUUGCCCAGUGCCCAUCUGCAGAGACUCUCCCUUCAGGACAAUAACCUUAUACACAUGCCUCGGGGCUCACUUGAUGGAAUGCGCAGACUACAACGCCUAGAUCUUUCUGGAAACAAUCUGACUACCCUUCCCAGAGGAUUGUUCAGGGACUUGGAUAACCUUGGGCAGCUGCUUGUGCGAGGAAACCCAUGGCACUGUGGGUGCAACUUGCGCUGGCUGCAUGACUGGCUGGAGGCAAAGGGGAACACAAUUACUGUGAGAGGCUUUAUCUGCCAGACACCAGAGCGAGUCCGAGACAUGGCGCUUAGAGAUCUCACAAAUCAGAUGGAUGAAUGUGAGUUAUCUGCUGCUGCUGGUGGAGGAGUAGGUACAGGGGUUGGCGUUGGCGGUAACAGGGUGAGUGGAGGAGCGGUGGGAGCCAUUUCUACCACUCUUUCUCCCCCUCAAGGGUCCCUGUUCACUCUCAGAUCCAAGCGACCAGGCCUGGGUCUUCCAGAAACAGGGUUGGACUACACAUUAAGCAGCAGUGGUGUGGGCAAGAACCUAGCCCUGAAUGUGAAACCCUUAUCCCAUGACAGCAUCCGUGUUACUUGGAGUGUAGCACAAACAUCUUCUUCCUUUCGAUUAAGCUGGCUUCGCCUGGGAACUAGCUCUGCCAUGGGGUCCAUCACAGAAACUUUGGUUAGAGGUGACCGGCGGGAGUACCUUCUCACUUCCCUGCAGCCUGCUUCCAGCUACAUCAUCUGCAUGGUGCCUCUAGUGUCUAACAGUGGUAGCAGAAGCAAUUUGCCUGGCGGGGACACAGAAUCAAAUGAGGUUCCAGUUUGUGCCAGAACAGAGACGUCUGAUCCCAGCCAGCCUGAUGAUGAACAAGGGGAAGAUGAGAGCUCUGAUCAAAUGACUUCUCUUCCACUUGCGGGAAUUAUUGGAGGUGCAACGGCAAUAGUUUCCCUCGCUCUUAUUAUUGCCAUUUUCUGCUGGUAUGGGCACCGUGCAGGGCACCUCGCAUCACGAGACCAUUACAGCCAUAGUGGCUCUCGCAAGAGCAAACACUAUGAUGACUACAUUGAGUCAGGCACAAAGAAAGACAAUACCAUCUUAGAGAUCAGAGGUCCUGGAUUUCAGAUGACACCAAUGGCAACAAGGCAGUCUCUUCAACCCAAACCAGUGCGAGAGGAUUACCUUAUACACACCAUCUUCCCCUCGAAUGGCACAGGUCUAUACAAGCCAUCCCAAAACAUAACCAACUCUGGCUAUGGUACCAACCGUGGCUAUAGAGAAGGAGGCAUUCCAGAUAUAGAUUACUCUUACACAUGAUAGCUUUGAUUUAGAAACCAUAAUUAGGAGUCAUGUAUUGCAUAGAUACACAGUUUUUAAUCAACAUGGGCUCUGCAGAAUCCCUUUGUGCCUUCUGGUCUCCAUUACAAUGUAGCCUGCUGUUCAUGAGACUAUAACAUUUUUAAUUGGCCCAGAUGCUUAUAGGAAGCAUUAUAAAUGUGGUGCCAGGAGGCAAUGAUGCCAUUUCAGGUGGUGAUACCAAAUGCUAUUUUCACCUCCCGGUGUAAUGAUCAGUGUCCCUGACAUUGCUGUUUCAUCUCUGGCUGUGCAUUGAGGUGGAUUCAAGGGCAGCCCACACUGCAUUCAGCUUACAGACUGUUCACAGAGCUCAAUGCAUAUAUGGGAGAGAGGCAGCCUUCUCAAAGGAAAUAACCAACCUGAUAUACAUUUUAAUAGUUGACUCCUAUGAAAUGAAGGUCCCUGAGUCAAGGAUUUGAUCCAGGAUUGUGAGUCCUGCAUAAAGGAAGAUAACUUCUUUGCUCAGAGAAACUGGAAAUGUGUUGUGGGAUGUGAUCCUUAUGGAAAAUGCAUGGGUUCACAUGCAUAGUUGUUUUUCGGAGAUAUGAGCUGCAGAAUAUGACUACUAUUCCUAUUAAAGAAGGAGUGUCUGGACCAAGCAACGACAUGGCCCUAAAAAACUACAGCAAGGUUUGAAAUGCCUCAAAAACUAAAAUAAUUUGAAAUCUUAUACACUUGAAAGCUGCCUGAUGCUACUAUGAUAACGUCCAACAAGCGUUACGCUGAUUGUUUUACUUUCAGACUGGUGUAAAGUUGAGAGGAUGAAUGAAAGGGGUUUAUGUGUCUUGAGAACUUUCAAUUUUUAAAAUUGCAACUGAACCCUGGUAUGUUGAUAGAAACAAACAACGCAAGUUAGAUAUUUGACAUUGUCAUGACUCUGUUCCCUAGUGAUUUUUGUUUCUUGGUUCUUUCCAGAUUUGUUUCACUUUAAUUUUUAAGUUAUAAAGCCCUGCUGAUAGUUUCAAUGAAAUAUUCAAACAAAGGUUUUCCUUUAUAACUGAGGUCAGUGUGUUAUCACUUUUCCAUUUUUAAAUCCCCCAAACAACCAAUCAGAGCUACAGCAGCCAGACAAGCCAAGCUAUCCCACUGUAUCAACAAACUGUCCCGGUUUACACAAACAUGGCAGUCUCACACUUAUUAAAAAUGGGAAUAUAUCUGUAAAAAACUUAAUGGUAACACAAAACUUUCUUGUUUUCAAUAGAUCGUCCCCAGUAAUGUUUUGCACAGAGAGUAAACCAAUGUUCUGUUAAGGUGGACCAUGGUUUGUAGGUUGCUUGGCUACAUUCUUAGCACAAUAUUGCUUAUUUACAUCUCCAAAUGUCACUGAAGAAAAGGAUAUGGCCUCGCUGCUAACCACAGCGGUUGUACUGUUACGAGUUUUAGGAAGAAGAGGGAGGGUGUUAGAGGGAAACCAGGAAUUUGAACCAUAACACUGUGGACCAUCACUGUGGGAGAUAGAGAGUGCAUUAGAUUGUUGUAUAAUUUUGUGAGGUGGAUACAUUUUUGCUGAAAAUUCUUUUUCAUUUAUUUCCUUGUGUAGCAAUUAUCCUUUUGUUAAUGUCUUCAACCCAUUCAUUUAAGCCAACAGCAGGAGAGAAUGCUAAUAAAGGAGCUCUUAUCAGUCAACUUACGCAAAGGUAGACACUGAGAAAAGGUAUGUGUGUGUUGUACGAAAGACUUUCCCCGAGUCUCUGGACAUUUCUGUUCUGCUCUGCUGUAUUUGUAUUUAUGUAUUUGAGGACUUGUGGAGAAUUUAAGACAGCUUACACUGCCUUGUAUUUUAUGUACUCUUUGGCAAUGUACUGUACUUGUCAAAAAUUGGAAAGGAUGGAUGGAGAGAGAAAGCGAGAGAGAAGUAGAAUGUUUCAAACUGAAAAAUACCAAGAGAUUUCACUGAUAAAACAUGGAUUUCAUAUUAAAACAGGGGCCUAACCGAAAUGAAGGCUGUGGUGUUGAACUGUGCAUGAAAUGUUUUGUCAUCUUUUUGCUGUCUGCUGUUGUGCUGGCGUUUGGUCUUUCUCCUUUCUCUCUGCACAAAGGAUGACUACUAACUUCUGUUUCAGAGAUGGAAAUGAAUCAAGACUUCAUGGCAUUUCAGUGCAAAUUGGUUUUACAGUCUCACAGUAAGUUUUUCUUUGUAAACCAAAAAUAUCACUGUGCUUUUAAUGAGCCUUUUUAAAUUUUACCUGUGGGGUUUUCAGACUUUUAUUUAUAGGCCAGAUGAGAGACAACUACCCACGGUUGCCAUUGCUUUGAUAACAUAGCCCAUUUACACACACAUAAAUAUAUAUAUAUAUAU